AUGUCACAAGUCACCACCAAUGACCAGCAGCGACCAGGCUUGUUGGCCCAAGCAGAGCGUAUCGCAGAGGACUUUGUCCUCAGCCCGGAAAAUGUUCGACGAGUUACAGGCCACUUUGUGCGCCAAAUGAAGGAUGGCCUCACGAACCACCGCGUCUGGCAGUUGCCGAGCUUUGUGAGAAGCGUGCCGACAGGAGCGGAGACGGGCACUUUCCUGGCUAUUGACCUCGGGGGAAGUAAUUGUCGAAUAUGCCUCGUGGAAUUACACGGCAAUUCUACCUUUGCAGUGACUCAACGCAGGUACAGGGUGCCACCUGAGGUCAUGGUCUGCCAGAGAUAUCAGCCUCUCUUUGAUUUUAUUGCAGAGAAACUCUCCGGUUUCCUUGUCGCUCACCCAGUCCCAAAUGGCAGAGAUCACCUGAGGGGGGAGACAGAGGAACAACGGAACACGCCGUAUAGAUUGGGGUUCACAUUCAGCUUCACCUGCGAGCAGACCUCGCUAGCUGGAGGUAACCUCAUCCGCUGGGAUAAGGACUGGGAUAUUCCUGACGCAGUGGGCAGAGACCCGUGUAUAAUGUUACAAGAAUCUAUCGACAAGCUGGGAUUACCAGUGUCAGUCACAGUGCUCGCCAAUGAUAGCGUCGGCACGCUGCUCACAAGGUCAUAUGCUGCGGGCCAAAAAACGUCCUCCACGCUGGCCGCCAUCAUUGUCGGCACUGGAACAAAUGCCGCAUAUGUCGAAAAGGUGUCUAAUAUACACAGACUCGGCGCCACGGGAGGUCAAUCAGACGAGAUCAUGGUGAUCAAUACCGAGUGGGGUUGCCUAGAUGACAAGAUGGAAGUUCUGCCACGAACGCCAUUUGAUGACGAAAUUGACGAGACCUCCACUGAUCCAGGCGUCCAGAUGUUUGAAAAGAGAGUAUCAGGACUGUAUCUGGGAGAGUUGCUGCGGCUGGCACUUGUUCGGUUGGUGCGGCAGGGUGCCUCGGAGAUGACAUUUGAUGAAGAAUCGCAGCUCUUUCGGAGACAAGGCAUCGACAGCUCCUUUCUCUCCGAGCUUGCGGUUUUGAGUAGUAAGAACGACUCUUCGCAAACCGUCAAGCUCAUCACAGACAAACUGCUGGCGAAGAAUGUCACGGCACUCGAUGUGAAAGCUAUACAGCUCUUGUCCGCUGCUAUUGUUCGACGAGCUGCACGGUUAGCAGGAGCGUCAUUGGCAGCCAUAAUCAUACAAAGUGGCCGAUUAGACCAACGCCCUUUGGCAUCGAAAGAUCCUAAUACCGAGGUCACAGAGUACCAGGCAUCAGAGACGAUACAAACUCCUAUGACAACCAGCGUAGGACGCUUCUGUCAUAAUCUGAGCUUGUUGUGGCGCCGAAUCCUUAAAUUUUUCACCGGGUUGAACUCUUCUUCGAAAGGCAGAUUCUUGCCCGCUGAUUCAUCAAAACCGACCCAGGGCUGUUGUCCGCAAGAUCAGAUCAUUGAUAUCGGUGCCGAUGGCUCACUGAUUGAAUUUUAUCCAACAUUUGAGACUGAUAUGCGCGGAGCCAUGCAGGAGGUGCCAGAAAUUGGACCGGAUGGUGAGCGAAGAGUCCGUAUCGGUUUGGCUAAGGAUGGGUCUGGCGUUGGCGCUGCAUUGAUGGCACAAGCAGCGUUGAGACAGAAAUAA
Talaromyces atroroseus is the source of this 1668-nucleotide messenger RNA. RefSeq lists its product as hypothetical. Gene Ontology annotation, biological process: intracellular glucose homeostasis; glycolytic process; glucose 6-phosphate metabolic process. The transcript is spliced from 2 exons. Gene Ontology annotation, cellular component: mitochondrion; cytosol. Gene Ontology annotation, molecular function: D-glucose binding; fructokinase activity; mannokinase activity. The record is from RefSeq and is a predicted model, not a curated record. The coding region runs from base 1 to 1668 and encodes 555 amino acids. NCBI's taxonomy places the organism in Eukaryota, Fungi, Ascomycota, Eurotiomycetes, Eurotiales, Trichocomaceae.